Messenger RNA from Macadamia integrifolia, 5109 nucleotides. Its product is annotated as putative disease resistance RPP13-like protein 1. The record is from RefSeq and is a predicted model, not a curated record. Lineage: Eukaryota; Viridiplantae; Streptophyta; Magnoliopsida; Proteales; Proteaceae. The transcript is spliced from 8 exons. Gene Ontology annotation, molecular function: ADP binding. The coding region runs from base 105 to 4136 and encodes 1343 amino acids. Gene Ontology annotation, biological process: defense response to other organism.
UGUGUCAAAUUUCUGGUUCGGUUGUUAAACUCUCCUUGCUUUACAUCUUUUUGUUUCUUUGAAAGAAGAAGACUCUCUCUCUCUCUCUGUGGAAGAAGAAGAAGAUGUCAGGUGUGGAACAGCGUUUUAGAGGGCCAUCCUUCCUUCAGGGGGCGUUGGAUAGGUUUUCCUCUCCGGAGUUACGGGACUUCAUUCGCCGAUGGAAGAUAAACUUGGAGGAAGUGGAGUCACUGAAGCGGACGUCAGCAAGGAUUCAUUACGUAUCUGAUGAAGCUGAAGUGAAGCAGUUCACUAAUGAUGCUGUCAAACUUUGGCUCAAUCACCUCAAACAAUUAUUCUAUGAUGCCGAAGACAUCCUCGAUGACUAUGCCACUGAAAUUCUACGCCUUAAAUUGGAAUCUAACUCUCAUCACCAAACCCAACAACAGUCUGAUGGUACAGAAUCUGCGGAUAAGGACAUCAAUGAAACUUCAGAAGGCAUUGAUCAGCCUAAGGUUUUUAACAUGGCCGAAGAGCUGCAGGGAAUUAAAAGGUUUGGAUCAAAAGUGAGGGAUAUACACGAGAAGUUAAAAAGUGUAGAACAAGAAGGUGCUGCUCUAGGAUUAAUGAACUCGAGCAUCGGAUCUGGGUCCUCAAGGUCAUCCAGUGAAAGGCCACAGACAAGUUCUUUGGUGAAUAGUACUAAUGUUUUUGGCAGAGACGAAGAUAAGUGGGAGAUUGUUAAAUGGUUGUUAUCUGACAAAACUCCAAGCCCCAAUGACUAUGAUAAUAGUUUCUCAGUGCUGCCCAUCGUGGGCAUGGGUGGACUUGGCAAGACCACCCUUGCUCAACUUGUUUACAACGAUGAGAAAGUUGACAAGUAUUUUCAGCUCAAAGCUUGGGUCUGCAUAUCAGAAGAUUUUGAUGUCAUGAGAUUAACUAAAGAAAUUCACGACUCAGCCACUAAGUCAUCAUCACCUCCUUCUGAUUCAUUGGAUGUGUUACAGGUGAAACUUAAAGAAGUUUUGAGCAAUAAAAGAUUCUUAUUGGUUUUGGAUGAUAUGUGGAACGAGGACUAUGAGAAAUGGGAUGCCUUAAAGACUCCUUUUGCAUUCGGUAAACUAGGAAGCAAGAUAUUGAUCACAACUCGGAACAAAGGCAUUGCAUCAAUGGUGCGCACUACAGAGAAUGAUCAUCAUCUAAAAGGUUUGUCAAACGAGGCUUGUUUUGAACUGAUCAGAAGGCACGCUUUUAAAGAAGGAGAUUCAACCGAAGCAAAUCAAAAGAUGACAGUAUUUGGAGAAGAAAUUGUGAAAAAAUGUAAGAGUUUACCUUUGGCUAUAAAGACACUUGCCAGCCUCUUGAAAGAUAAAAAGGAAAACAGUGAAUGGAAAGAUAUUCUGGAGAAUGAAAUAUGGGAUUUAAAAGAGAAUAAAAUCCUUCCUUCACUCAUGUUGAGCUAUCAUCAUCUUUCACCGAUUCUGAAGAGAUGCUUUACAUAUUGUGCUUUGUUUCCCAAGGAUUACGUAUUUAACAAGAUCGAAUUAGUCAUUUUGUGGAUGGCGGAAGGUAUUGUUCAGCCAAUACCAAAAGGAAAGAAACGGGUGGAAGAUAUAGGGGCUGCGUAUUUCGAUGAACUAUUUAUGAGGUCCUUCCUUGAGUUAUCUUAUCGUCCUCCUUACAAUAUAACAUCCCAUAUUCUAUCAAAUUCAAUUUAUGUUAUUGAUAAGGAGUUCCAUGAGUUAUCAAAAGCAUUUCACAUAAGGUCAUUUUUUGAGACAUCCAGUAACACAGGAUCAGAAUUUGUGAUGCAUGAUCUGAUCCAUGACUUGGCAGAAUUUGUUUCCGAUGGAAUAUAUUGUAGGAGUGAAGAGUAUGAUAAGACAUCCGAAGUUGUUACAACAACAACCCGUCAUUUGUCCUACCUUGUGGAAUAUUGUAAUGUUGAAGCAACAGAACUUGAGGCCAUGAAUUUACGCACUCUUCUAGAACUGAAAGUACAUUAUGUUGGUUCCCCUAACCAAUUUUUACCCACCAUGCAAUUCCAAUUCCUGCGGGUGCUACGUUUAAGAAAGUAUGGAAAAUUUGAGUUGCCAGAUUCAAUUGGCAAGUUGAAACAUUUAAGGCUUCUUGAUCUCUCAAAUUCUAUGGUUACAAAGUUACCGAAUUCAAUUGCAAGUCUUUACAAUCUACAAACAUUGAUCUUAAUUGGUUGUGUACUUCUUCGAGAGUAUCCUGAAGAGAUGGAUAACCUCAUAAACCUUCGUCAUCUUUUUCUCCCUGUAUGGUCAUUAGAGGAGGAUUCCUAUGAAAUGGCAUUAAGAGUGGAUAACUUUACUAGUCUUCAGACAUUGAGCACAUUCAUUGUGGGGUCAAAAAAAAUUGGUAGCGAGUUGAGGUGGCCCCAACAACUUCAUGGCAGUCUGGACAUUUCAAAUUUGGAAAAUGUUGGCUAUGAGAACGAGACAAAAGCCAUAGUGAACAAUUUAAAGAAUAACACACACCUUCUUGGGCUACGAUUGCGGUGGAGUGCUUAUAAAGACAAGGAUAAUUUUUCUGAUUUGGGAAGAGAUGAAAAAGUAGAGGAAGAUGUACUUGAGCAAUUACAGCCUCCUACAAAUCUUGAAGCAUUAUGGAUUCAAAACUAUGGUGGUACGAGAUUCCCAAGCUGGAUAGAGCAUUCUUCAUUCUCUAAUUUAGAGACCGUGAGUCUCAUUAAUUGUCGCAAAUGCAGGUCCCUACCUUAUCUUGGAACAUUGCCCUUACUCAAGCACCUAGUGAUCUAUGGCUGCAAUGCUAUAAUAAUUGUGGGAAGUGAAUUAUGUGGGAAUGGUUCAUCAUCAUCAACUAAUAAGCAAUUUCGAUCAUUGGAAACAUUAUUUAUUGAAGGGAUAGAGGAGUGGGAAGAGUGGAUUGAAGUGGUUGAAGAAGAAGAAGAAGGUGGAGGACAAUUCCCUUGCCUCCGCAAGCUGAGUAUAAGGGGUUGUCACAAGCUAAAGAUGUUCUCUCAACGCCUCCCUAUCUUGGUGGAACUGGAAAUAAGAUAUUGUAAUGACCUAAGUGAACUACCACAGUUUCUUCCUUCAUUACGACGACUCACUAUCUUUAGAUGUCCAAAAUUAGUGGUGGUUCCGAGUCUUCCAUCAUCCAUUGAGAGUUUGUAUCUGUCAAAAUGUGACCUCAUAACAACAUUGCCUGAAUCUGACCGCCCAUCAUCAUCAGCCCCUUGUGUAAAUAAUUCAUUCUCUUGUCUCCAAGGACUUGAAAUCACAAAUUGCCCUGCUCUUGUGACCUUCCCACAAACAAUGUUUUCCACUACGCUUCAAAAAUUAAAGAUCAUUGAUUGCAAGAAUUUAGAGUCCUUGCCCACGCCGGGAUUACUACACAAUUUCACUUCCCUCCAUUCACUAGCACUUUGUAACAUAAACUUCCUACCGGAUGGACUGCACAAACUCACUUCCCUCCAUGAACUUGAAAUCACAAGUUCCCCUGCUCUUGUGACCUUCCCAGAUAUAAGGUUAUUCACUGCACUUCGAGAAUUGAGGAUCCGAGAUUGCAAGAACCUAGAGUCCUUGGCCAUGGGAGUAUCUGAUGGACUGCUCAAACUCACGUCCCUUUACUAUGUAGAAAUCGAAGAAUGCCCUGCCCUUGAGUUCUUUCCAGAUAUGGGGUUACCCACCUCGCUUUUGUACCUAUCGAUUCAAAAAUGUGGGAAACUGAAGUUUUCGCCCAAGGAGCUGCACAAACUCACAGAACUUCGUGGCCUGAGGAUCGUGGAAUGCUCUUCUCUCAUGGAUUGCACGAAUCAAGAACCCCUCCUCUACUGUUUGUUUCAUAAUCUCACCACUCUUCGAUCUCUCACUAUUGGUGGAUGUCCUGAUCUUGUUUCCAUUCCAAAAAGCAUGUUUCCCACCAAUCUUAGGGAUUUGGCCAUUAUGGACUGCCCAAUUCUUGAAUCCGUACACAACGGACUCUCUGACGUUACUUCUCUUGAAAGACUGCGGAUCCACAAUUGUCCAAUACUAGCACAACGGUGCCGAGAUAAGGAAGGAGAAGAGUGGUCCAAGCUUUCCCAAUUCAAAAUCUUUCGUAUAUUGAUAGAUGAAGAAAGGGUCUUGACAUGGGUUUCCGCGAACACUCUCGGCCGCAACGCCUAAGCUUCAGGUGAGGGUUUUUCAGGUUCUGAGGAACCAAAGACCACAAAACAAAAUGUUUACUUUGGUGGAUCCUUGAUUGAUGCUAAUAGUAUGUGAGGUCAAGGAAGAGCCUUUAGAACUUGUGGGAAUUCUUUUGAAAGUGGUACAUGCGGAGAAGGAGGGGUCCUUUGAACUACUAGAUGAAGAUAGAAAAGUCACGAAUGAAUAGGAUUUUGUGUUGGAGCUUUCAAAGGGAAGCUCUGCUCUUUCAGCACAGGAUACUGGAGCCACUGUCCAAAUGCAGAGGAAGUCAAGCAGGCUUUUGGACACUGCGGGGGAAUUCAACCUCGAAGAUCAAAAAAAAAGUCCACUCUUUGGAAAAUGGGAAACUGUAAUUUCACGAGUCCUCGAUCUCUCACCAUUGGCGGAUAUCCUGCUCCCAUGUCCAUUCCGAAGACCAUGUUUCCCACCAACCUUAGAUCCAGAAUUGUCCAAUGCUAGAAAAAUGAUGCCAAGAGAAGGAAGGGGAAGUGUGAUCCAAGGUUUCUCAAAUCCUUGAAGUAACAAUAGAUAGCCAAAUUCAAUAAGGCCCAACCACUUUAAGUGAGGUAAUUUUCUUCUACAGAAUUGUAUGAUUUCUGUUGUUACUUUAUGUUAUGCCAUGUUUAUUAAUUUAAUUUCUCUUCUUUGGGGGAUGACGAGAUAUGAAGAGCAUGAUUCAAUGACACUACAGACAUACAGGGCAGAUCAUUAUUAUUAUGGGAUUUUUUAUGGAUGGAAUGCUUGUCUUCGAAAAUACUCAUCAACCAUGCAGGCAUGGCAGCGUCUAGUGGAUGUCAGAGCGGUUAACCUAAGCAUCGACUUCAGCCUUGACAACUUUUACUGGCUGUGAAGUAUGUAUCUACUACUAGUGGGGUACCCUUUCAGUAUUUUACUCUAUCUUCUUCUUCUUGUUUAACUUUCUAUAAUUUUGAAUGCCAAAAAGCUUUUGUUC